GGUUUUUAUUAUUAGUUCAAGGCCUGCGCAUGUUAUAUGCUAGUAAAAAACCUAUGUAAUUCUAAAAUAAUCUGUCGUUGUUACGUGUUCCUCCCACCAUACAUUCAAGUAAGGAUACAUGAAUUGUGGGGUUCCCCGAUGUAUGUAACUCGCAAGUUAUAAUGCAGUGCACGAAUGAAACUUGAUAGUAUGUAUUAGCGGCUCGUCGCCAUAUCAACAACGAAUAUAAGAAUUUGCAUAGUUUAUACAAUUAAACAAUGGGUGCGUUAUUAACUAGUGAACCUACACUUGAAGAACAACGGAAACAAGCGGAAGAAUCGAGGAGAGCGAAAAGUAUUCGCUUGAAAGAGUACGAAAGAGCGCAACAACUGCAGAGACAUGCUGAACAAUUGAAACGAAGAGCUGAACAAUUAAGAGAAGAACGAGCUGAACAACUAAGACAAGAACAACGAGCUGAACAACUAAGGCGACAAAAAUUAAUUAUGGAGAGACGUGGUCAUAUUAUUGGGCCUGUAAAUAUCAUCAAAGAUAUUCCCCACAACAACUGUUACAAGUUAACAAAAUUGUCAUCAAGUUCAUUCAAAUAUCAAGAGAUUCAAAGCAGAUUUUCUAUAACCGGCAAGUAUUACAUGAAAGUAAUUUCGAUUGAGAGUAUUGACAACCCCAUACAGAGAGCUAUGUAUGAAUUAAAGAAAAGUGAAACAAUGAAAAUAUACAAAACUAAUUCGUGCACUGAAGAAGAGUUGUAUCAUGGAACACUGCAACGUCAUUUCGAUUCCAUUUGCAAAAAUAAUUUGGAUCGCCGCAAGUGCGUACAUCAUAAAUUCGGACAUGGCGUCUCAUUCAGUCCAAUCUCUUUCUACGCCACUCAUUAUUGUGAUAAAGGUGCUGCUGUUAAAAUCAUGCUGGUGUGCAAAGUUAUAAGGAUACAAUCAACUAUGGGGACGCAAUUUACCAAAGUGCCUGAAAGAGGGUAUGAUUGCACACAAAAUGUCAAAGGGGAUGUUAUUGUCAAGUAUGAUGAUGAUACAUACUAUCCAAAGUACGUUAUCAAAUUUACAAUGAGCAGAGAGGUACAGAAUGUGAAUUCUUUGAUGAGCAAUCUAAGCUUAGAUUAAUUACGGUACUAACUAUAUUAAUUAAUUAAGUGAUAACUGUAUGCGUUUAAUUUUAUGUGUUAUGUUUGAAAUAUUGUAAUUAUUAUAGUUAUCUCUGUAUCAGAAUAUGUCAAAAAUUUUAUAAUAAAGUUAUAUAAAAAUGUGGAAUUCAAA
This is a messenger RNA of Dalotia coriaria, 1271 nucleotides long. Its product is annotated as protein mono-ADP-ribosyltransferase PARP12-like. Bases 258 to 1118 code for a protein of 286 amino acids. Gene Ontology annotation, molecular function: NAD+ poly-ADP-ribosyltransferase activity; NAD+-protein mono-ADP-ribosyltransferase activity. Gene Ontology annotation, cellular component: nucleus. The record is from RefSeq and is a predicted model, not a curated record. The transcript has a single exon. Lineage: Eukaryota; Metazoa; Arthropoda; Insecta; Coleoptera; Staphylinidae.